AUGGCUGACAAAAAUACUGAAGUCAGUAGCACGCGYUCCUGUGCGCAGUGUAGUAAACCGAUCAAAGCUCGAGUAAUGCUGUUUGCAUUAGACCAGUACUGGCACGAGGAUUGCCUAAAGUGUACCUACUGCAAUAAACGACUYUACGAAAUCAGUAACAAGUUGUAUCUGAGAGGAGAGUUGAUACUCUGCAAGAGAGACUACAUUAGACUGUUCGGCGCAACUGGGAUGUGUUCGCUGUGUUUUAAAGCCAUUCCUCCGCUGGAAAACGUCAUGCGAGCUCGUGAACAUGUUUUUCAUCUGGACUGCUUCGCAUGUCAAUUUUGUGGAUACCGAUUCUGCAUUGGGGAUAAAUUCUUUCUGUACCAGAGCUCCGUUCUUUGCCAGGAUGACUAUGARGAUCUGAUUUCAAAUAUCUACCCUUUACUGACACCACCUUGACUUGGAGGGCAGGGAUUAUAUCCGUUAAAGGAAUACAAUACCCUGGUUUAGAUCAAUCUUCUUACUUCCAUCUAAAUAAAUAACUUCCCAAAUGACACAUAGUUUAUAACUGCAUKAAAUAUUCUUAGUCAACUCCAUUUUUCAUAGUAUUUA
Messenger RNA from Actinia tenebrosa (Australian red waratah sea anemone), 594 nucleotides. Its product is annotated as rhombotin-1-like. Gene Ontology annotation, cellular component: nucleus. The record is from RefSeq and is a predicted model, not a curated record. Gene Ontology annotation, biological process: positive regulation of transcription by RNA polymerase II. Lineage: Eukaryota; Metazoa; Cnidaria; Anthozoa; Actiniaria; Actiniidae. Gene Ontology annotation, molecular function: DNA-binding transcription factor binding; transcription coactivator activity.